AAAGGCCUAUCAAAAAAGAAAACACACUCCUGUCAAGUCAAUCCCGUCAUCCAUCAGGGCAGAAAAAAUUGCCCCUCCGUCGAGUUCGUCGAAUGCCGUAACUUUUUAUUUUGAAUAUUACUGCCAUUUUUCGCGAGAACUACGAGAUCGGUGAUUGAUCCAAGAUGUCCGGAGUGUUCCGUGUUGGCGUUCGGUUCCUGAACCGGUCGACGAAUUCACUGAUCGACGCUAAAAUCACAUCAGUGAUGCUGAAUCCCGCUUGCAGCAUCUCCGGCAAAACAAUGCGCGGUUCGAAGCUGAGCAAGCCGAAACCGUUCCCGUAUCUGGAGAAAAAGUACACUGCCUUUCAGGCCUGCAAAGAUGUCCUGUUCAAGACUACAACGCACCGAUUCGAUGAGAAUACUAAGGUUGUCGUCGUGGACGGUCCAAUUGCUGCCGGUAAGUCUGCAUUUGCCAAGGAGCUGGCAACCGAACUCGAGAUGAAGUACUUUCCCGAACCAACUAUGGACAAUUACUACAUCAACUCGUAUGGCUACGAUUUGCGCAAAUUGGAUCCGCAAUUGCCAGCAAGUGUGCAAAGCUUUGAUGCGAACAAUUUUCUGCAAAACCCAACCCAUAAGCAAGUGGCCACGUUCCAGAUUCGAAUGUUGAUGCAGCGUUAUGUCCAAUACAUCGAUGCUCUUGCUCAUCUUUUCUCGACCGGCGAAGGGGUCGUUCUCGAUCGUUCCGUUUAUUCGGAUUUCGUAUUCAUGGAGGCCAUGUUCAAGAACGGCUACAUUUCCAAGGGUGCACGAUCAGUGUACUAUGAUAUAGUGAAGAACACUUUUUCCGAGCUGAUGAAACCACAUUUGGUCAUCUACUUGGACGUUCCAGUCAGUAUGGUGAAAGACCGUAUCAAAAAGCGCGGUAACCCGGCCGAGGCCAACUCUAAGGCACUCACCGACAACUAUCUGCAGGACAUUGAGAAAAUUUACAAGCAGCAAUAUCUCAAAGACAUUAGUACGCAUGCUGAAUUACUAAUUUACGAUUGGUCGAAUCACGGUGAAACCGAAGUCGUUGUUGAGGAUAUUGAGCGGAUCGAUUUUGACCGGUUCGACAAAGACGAUUCCCACAUGCGUGACUGGCGUAUGGAAAACGAAGAAGAUUGGACUGAGGCCAGAGCCCGCUACAUGGAGAAUGUGGACUUGAUGAACUACUUCAACGUGCCUCGCUACGAUGUUCCGGAGUUGAUUAUACCUGCUGAAGACUUUAAGGUUUGGUCGGACCUGUGGUUCAAUGCUCCAGGAAUGGAGUUCCGCAAGGGUUACAAUGAUGAAUGCGGCGACGAGGGUAUUUUAACUAAAACUAAACUCGAUAUCCGUGGCAAAUAGGAUCAGUUAUGUUAAAGUCAGAGUUCAAAAUAAUAUUCUUGUGUAAUAGCCUCUAGAAUGAACAAUAAAUUGGAAUCGAAAGGGGCUGUCCAUAAA
Messenger RNA from Armigeres subalbatus, 1466 nucleotides. RefSeq names its product NADH dehydrogenase [ubiquinone] 1 alpha subcomplex subunit 10, mitochondrial (gene ND-42). Gene Ontology annotation, cellular component: cytoplasm. Gene Ontology annotation, biological process: mitochondrial electron transport, NADH to ubiquinone. The transcript has 3 exons. The coding region runs from base 165 to 1370 and encodes 401 amino acids. The record is from RefSeq and is a predicted model, not a curated record. Lineage: Eukaryota; Metazoa; Arthropoda; Insecta; Diptera; Culicidae.